CGUCCUGCCUGGGGGCGGGCCGCCGCCGCCUUAAAGGCAGCUCCUUCCCCGGGAGGAACCCGCCACGGGACCUCUGCCCCUCGCCAUGGCCUGCUCCCUGCGGCUCACAGCAGUCCUGCCGCUGCUACUGCUGCUGCUGCUGGAGACUCCCCAGGGCGCUUGGGCAUCCCGUCUGGAAACACUCCCAAAGGGGGUGGCCUCCUGCAAGGAUGGAGACCUGUGUCUGCUGCAGCCCCGCUGGAAGUCCGACCCAGAGCCCGUCAGCGUGAGUCUUUACUAUGAAGCUCUGUGCCCCGGCUGCCAGUACUUCCUUUUCCGAGAGCUCUUCCCUACGUGGCUGAUGGUCAUGGAGAUCCUCAAUGUCACACUGGUGCCUUACGGAAACGCCCAGGAAUACAACGUCAGUGGCAGGUGGGAGUUCAAGUGUCAGCAUGGUGAUCUGGAGUGUAAGCUAAACAAGGUGGAGGCCUGCCUGUUGGACAAGUUAGACAAGACUGUGGCCUUCAUGACCAUUGUUUGCAUGGAACAAAUGGUGGACAUUGAACGCUAUUUGAAGCCGUGCCUGCACCUCUAUGCCCCAAAAGUGUCCCCAGACACCAUCAUGCAGUGUGCAGUGGGGGAGCGUGGCACACAGCUCUUGCACAUCAACGCCCAACUUACCGAUGCUCUGCAGCCACCCCACAGAUAUGUGCCCUGGGUCGUCGUCAAUGGGAAACCCUUGGAUGAUAUGAGCCAUCUCCUGAUUGUGGUCUGCCAGUUGUACCAGGGUGAGAAGCCAGAUGUCUGCCAAGUCACAGCCCCCUCCUCCAGGGAAGUGUGCCUCAAGUAAGAGCCCAUGUGCCCCAUUUUGGGCACCCCCGCCCGACUCUUCACCAGCCACUCACUGCUCGUCUUCUGGAUAACUUCUGUACAUUCCGUGAAGCCCCAACUCACAAUUCUGCCCCAAGAUCAAGAAUCUUGCCUCUUGAGAAUGGUGCUAUAUUUUUGAAACAACUUUAAUAAACCGUUGGAUG
Molecule: messenger RNA, 1013 nt
Organism: Condylura cristata (star-nosed mole)
Lineage: Eukaryota; Metazoa; Chordata; Mammalia; Eulipotyphla; Talpidae
Gene: IFI30
Product: interferon, gamma-inducible protein 30
Exons: 7
Coding region: 86-829 (247 amino acids)
Cellular component (GO): lysosome
Molecular function (GO): oxidoreductase activity, acting on a sulfur group of donors, disulfide as acceptor
Source: RefSeq, a predicted model, not a curated record